AUGUUUGUCAAACAAAAUAGCAUACUGAUGAAUCCAAUAAAACAACAAAUUGCAAAACUUGCAACAGUUGCAACAAAUACAAUUAAAGAACAUGCACAAGAACCACCAAAAUAUGUACUAAGUUCCCUUCGUUCAUUCCCAUCUUUAAAACCAACAACUUUCCAACCAAUCCCAUCAUCAUUAUUAAAUACACCAAUCCGCCGUGAUUUAUUAUGGAAGGCCGUUAUCUUUGAUGCGGACAAUGCUCGUGUUGGUUCAUCUAAUCCAAAAGCUCGUAAUCAAAUGGGUUAUUCUAAUAAAAAAUUGGCACCACAAAAAGGUACAGGUAAUGCCCGUGUUGGUGAUAGAGGUUCUCCAACAAGACAUGAUGGUGGUGUUGCAUUAGCUAGAAAUGCACCAAAUUUCCAUCAAACUGAAUUGCCAACAAAAGUUUAUAAUAAGGCUGUAAGAAUUGCCCUAAGUGAUGCUUAUAGAAAUGGGAAGAUUUUCUUGAUUAAAGAUGAUGAAUUAGAUUUACCAACAAAUGAUGAUAUUGCAAUAAAGAUGUUUUUAAGAAAAUUUGAAAUUAGUAAUAAAAAAUUAUUAUUUAUAACUAAUGGAUUGAAAGAAAAUUUAUUAAAAGCAACUGAAUUUAAUUCUAAAAAAAUUGAUGUUGCAGAAAAAGAAGGUGUUAAAGUUAAAGAUUUAUUAAAAGCUGAUAAAAUCUUCAUUGAAUUGAAAUCUUUACAAUAUUUCCAAGAUAUAUAUGGUGAAAAUUGA
Hansenula anomala is the source of this 759-nucleotide messenger RNA. RefSeq names its product mitochondrial 54S ribosomal protein uL4m (gene YML6). Gene Ontology annotation, cellular component: ribosome. The transcript has 3 exons. Gene Ontology annotation, molecular function: structural constituent of ribosome. The record is from RefSeq and is a predicted model, not a curated record. Bases 1 to 759 code for a protein of 252 amino acids. Gene Ontology annotation, biological process: translation. NCBI's taxonomy places the organism in Eukaryota, Fungi, Ascomycota, Saccharomycetes, Phaffomycetales, Wickerhamomycetaceae.